Messenger RNA from Rotaria sordida, 1029 nucleotides. Lineage: Eukaryota; Metazoa; Rotifera; Eurotatoria; Philodinida; Philodinidae. The record is from the annotation of a GenBank genome assembly.
AUGACAAAUACAGUUUCAUCAACAAGUGGUACCACUAAUCGGCCACGUCUUUGUCGAUCUGAUAAUCAACCAAAUAUGCUAGAAUAUAUUGAUACAACAUUAAAUGAUUCGUUUUCAUCAUGUUUAAAAUUGCAAGUAACACCAUCAACAACAACAACAACUACUACUAAUACAUUAUUAUCAAAUGGAUAUGAUCAAUUUGGUAAUACAAUUGUUGAUCAAUAUCUUCUUUAUAUUUUAUGUCAAAAAAUAAAUCCAAAUCGAACUGACAAUAGGACUAAAGAUCUCUAUCAAUCAUUACAUAAAUUAUUUCUAUUGAAUGGUAAAAUAUCGAAAUCAUUUUUUGAAUAUUCACCAUCAUCUAUUAAUCGUUCAAGUUAUCAAUCUUUAUUUAAUAGUUAUACAAAUUUUAUUUGGAAUGAAUUUGAUAUUGAUAUUUUACUUGAACUUGCUUGUUUCUUAUUAAAAUAUCGUUUACGUGAUAUAUUUAUAAAUGUAACAAAUAAUAAAACAAAUAUAAAUUCUACAAAACAAAAAAUGAUUGGUUAUUUUCUUGAAAUUAUUGGAAUAUAUUAUAUUUGUAAAAAUCAUCAUGAAUUUUUUAUUCAUUCACGUUCAAAAGAUAUGCUUUUUCCAUAUCCAUCAUCGACUCUUAAUUUUGAAGAUUCUCAACAAGAAAAAGAUAGUAAUUUAUUUAAUAAAUUUCUUUGUAAAAUUUAUGAUAAUGGUGAAAUAACAUUUAAUUUAAAUCAAAUAAAACUUCUUUUACGAUCAGAUGAAUAUCAAUUUUUAAAUAAAAAAUUAGAAAAUAAAAAAAUUGGUUUUAUGAAUUUUUUUGAAACAAUUAUACAUUAUCAACAAGAAAAUUCAUGUCGUUCAUUAAAAUCUAUUUGUCGUUUAUCAAUUAAAAUGCAUAUUAAACAAUUUCCCGAUGAUAUUAAACAAUUAUCAACAUCUCCAUUGAUGAAUGAUCGACUUAUAACAUAUUUAACUUACGAAAAUAAGUACAUAUUUGAAUCUUAUGGGUGA